AUGCAUUUUCAUCCUUAUUGUCAUGUUCUGGAGCGCGUCACUCCUCACUUCACGAAUCCAACACGUGUUUUCUUUCGACUUCAUUAUGCCGAGGCAGAGUCUCUUUGGCUUGAUGCCACAAGUCCAUCAGAAUACGGCGGUUCAGGAGCAUGUGAAAAACUUGCAUUUUUUGGUGACAAUAUUUUACGUUAUCACGUAAUUGAAAUACUUCGUCAGCGACAUCCAGAAGCAUCGACACAUCAGCUUGCAACGAUGAAAGAAGAAUAUCUAACAAAUACAAAACUCAACAAUUGUUCAAAUUGGUUUCACUUCUCACAUUGGUUAGUAAAGAGACAAUCUGCUUCACCUCAGCCAUCUCGUCGAAGACGGCGCUCUUUUCGACAUACCGGCAAGAAGGCACUUUUUCAUUUACCUGGUAAAGUUGCAGCGACGGUUAUCGAAGCUUUGCUAGCUGCUACCGACCAGUUUCAUAAGAAACAAUUUACGCGUCAGUGUGUUUUAGGUCUAAUGAAGCUUAUGGAAAACGUUACAUGCACGUCUGAAGAUGAACCUGUCGCUGUUGUUGGUUGUGGUACUGCUGUUUACACAGAUCAUAACUUAACCCAUAUCACAGGUUUAUUAACUUGUGAUCCAAAUCAUCCGCAUGGUGUCUCUUUUAUGGAUCCAGAUGAUAUGAUACAAGCUUUUAAAAACAGUCAGCACAAUUAA
Molecule: messenger RNA, 708 nt
Organism: Rotaria sp. Silwood1
Lineage: Eukaryota; Metazoa; Rotifera; Eurotatoria; Philodinida; Philodinidae
Source: the annotation of a GenBank genome assembly